CACAUAAAAAGCCCGCCAAUUAAAAUUAACGGAAAAUUAACAAUAAAACAAAAAACCCGGUUUUGUUUAAAUUAUAAUCAAAGAGAAACUGAAAGAGAAAAGCAGAAAAGCAGAACCUUCAUUGUGUGGUAAUCCUCACAAUCGCAGAGCAACUUACGGCAGCGGUAACGACGGAGACGGCGAAGAUGGAGAGAGGAGGAGCUAGAGAAAGGAAUAAAAGAAAACAACGAACAACCAAACCACUGGUCUAAUCGUUUCAAAAAACAGUAAAAUUAUUAGAUUGAGAUUUUCUCUUUCAUGUGAUUGUAAUUUGUGUUACGUCUCAUUUUCAAUCUCGUCGUUUCGAGUUUUCCGAUGAAUUUGUCUCUCCGUUUUGUAAAUUUUGAUAUAUUUUUCCCUUUUUUCGAAGAAUUUUUUGUUUCUGUAUCAAAGAUUUCUCUCUUUUCUUUCUGUUUUUGACAAUUUAGGACCCUAUUAUUUCAAUUUAGCUUUGAAAAUGUCAUUUACAAGCUUUGUAUGGGAGAUUGGGAAUAUAUCAAAUAAAAGUUCAAGGAAGAGACAUAGGCUUCGUCGAGGUCAAGCUCAUAUUAAUCCAGAAGCUUCUUUCUCUUCUUCACCUGGCUCACCUGGUUCUUCAACUGUACAAAUCGAACAAAGGAAAUGGGCAAAUUUGCCUCCGGAAUUACUCUUAGAUAUAAUUCAAAGAGUAGAACAAAGGGAACAAUGUUGGCCUGGAAGGAGAGAUGUGGUUGCUUGUGCUUCAGUUUGUCGUUCAUGGAGGGAAAUUACUAAAGACAUUGUUAAAACACCUGAGCUUUGUGGCUUCUUAACUUUCCCAAUAUCUUUAAAGCAGGUAAAUUUUGAUAUAUUUUUACCUUCUUUUUUUUUGCUCGUUAUGAUUAAAAAAAAUCGGGUGUCUUUUUUUUUUUUAAAGCCUGGACCAAGGGAUACGCCGAUUCAAUGCUUUAUUAGAAGGGAGAGAGCAACUUCAACAUUUCGAUUGUAUAUGGGUCUCAGUCCUGCUUUGUCAGGUGAGUUGAGUAAACUGUUACUAGCAGCAAAAAGGGUCAGAAGGGCCACUGGUACUGAUUUUGUUAUAUCUUUAGUUGGGGAUGAUUUCUCUAGAUCAAGUAACAAGUAUGUUGGAAAACUCAGGUCUAAUUUCCUGGGGACCAAGUUCAACAUUUUCGACAGUCAACCUUCAAGAGAUUCUACGGUCUGCUCCAGUUGCGAAUUGUGUCGAAAAACUCAUCCAGGGAAGGUGGCUCCAAGGGUAACUACGAGUAACUAUAACACUGCCAAAAUAUCUUAUGAGCUCAAUAUUCUUCGCACUAGAGGUCCAAGGAGAAUGCAGUGUAUCAUGAACUCGAUCCCCGUCUCCGCCAUUGAAGAAGGAGGAACUGCUCCUACACCUACGGCAUUUACAAAUUGCCUUGAUGAGCAUUCUUCUCCCUUGUUAGAUUCAGCAGGAAGAAGGCCACAAGUUGGGUCCACUUCUAGAUCAAUGCAAAAUGUACCCUUAGUCUUGAAAAAUAAAGCUCCUAGAUGGCAUGAGCAGUUGCAGUGUUGGUGCUUAAAUUUUAAAGGACGAGUUACAGUGGCUUCCGUAAAGAAUUUCCAGUUGGUGGCUGCUGUGGAGCCUAGUGAAAAUGUUACAAUAACUGAACAAGAAAACGUGAUUCUGCAAUUUGGGAAGAUUGGCAAGGACAUUUUCACCAUGGAUUAUUGUUAUCCACUCUCUGCCUUCCAAGCAUUUGCAAUCUGCUUAAGCAGCUUUGAUACAAAACCAGUAUGUGAAUAACAAUUCUCUUGUUCCCUCUACUGGCAUGAUUAUGCUAGGUUUCAUUAUAUUUUGGUUGUAAUUUGUAAAUAUUCUCCUUGGAUGUACGUUAGGCUAGCCAUUUUACCGGCAACUGCCUUCAUUACUCUGCAAUCUACAUGCUUCUGUAAUGCCAAGUUUAGUAUCUAUAUUUAUAUUUGGAAGGCA
Molecule: messenger RNA, 1987 nt
Organism: Gossypium arboreum
Lineage: Eukaryota; Viridiplantae; Streptophyta; Magnoliopsida; Malvales; Malvaceae
Product: tubby-like F-box protein 6
Exons: 3
Coding region: 497-1801 (434 amino acids)
Molecular function (GO): protein binding
Source: RefSeq, a predicted model, not a curated record